GCCCGAAACCGAGCCUGCCCCGAAUCUGUGAAAGCGUAUGCGUCGGAGCAGAGGGAGAGAGAGGAGAGAGCUUCGGCCACGCUGACCUUGUAUCAAUGCUUUAGAUGAAACACAACCCACAGAACCUCAGCGUGAACAUAGCUUGAUGUUCCUGUUCCAAACCAUAUAAAAGUAUCAACCUUGAAACUUGAUACUACUUUGUUCCAGAUUCCCCUCCACAAAUGCAAGUACCCAGAUGGAGAAACUUUAUGAUACUCAGGAAUUCAUUGAUUCCGUCGACGUGUACGGCGACCCGUUUAGCGUCGUUUCAUUCCACUCCUUCUUCAUUUGAGAAGAGGAAAGACAAAUGGAACUUUGAUGUGAAGAGUUCAGAACAACCAUCAAAGAAUUUCAUCAGAUAUGCAACUCGUCACAAGCGGGCUGAUGCAAAGAAAGCCCUUAAAAAUCUCCUCUUCAACUGUGGAUACUGCCCUAAAGUGUCAUAUCAGCACAUUCAGGCUGAAGAUGCUUCAGGUAGCUCACCUAAAAAUCAUAGAUCAAACUCUUAUCGACAUGCUCAGAAAUCCCACCACAAGAAAAUGAAACGCAAGCUCAAAAGAGAGAGUUUCUCUGAUGACGAAAACCAUCCGGAGACAAUCUUUCAGGCGACAUAUGGCAAGAGAUGGUACACUUGGUCUUUUAACGCACAACAUAACUCUUUUCAAGAUUCAUCAUAUGGCUUUGAGUGGAGAGAGCCUUCAAGCUGGAAAGAUACAAAGAAAAGUUGGGAAAACAUUAGUGGCAUAGAGACUGACGAUGAAGAAUGUACCAUAGGAUCAAGUUCUGAUAGAAAAAUUCUUGGUCUCCCUUCGACAGGUCCUUUAAAGACCGAAGAUGUUAAAAAAGCUUUCCAUUUAUCAGCUUUAAAAUGGCAUCCUGACAAGCAUCAAGGAUCUUCACAGGAAAUGGCAGCAGAGAAAUUUAGGCAUUGUGUCAAUGCGUACAAUUCUCUGUGCAAUGCAUUAUCCUCAGCAUAACCUGGUGCAAUAGGUCUGGUUUGUUUGUAACAGUUUCCACCAGGGCUCAUAAUAACAAUGGAGCUUUAUUGUACUUAUUAUGGUUUAAUUAAUAUAUUUCUUUUCAUUCUCCACAUUUCUUUUCUUCUCUUUAAGAAACAUUUCCAAGUAGUACCCAACCAAGAUGUCCACAGCUGGUCAGGCAAGCUGGGCCGAGGAGACUAUUGUUCCCAACUUAUCAUCAUAUGUGAGUGGUACCAUUUCAAAUUCAAUUUCAAACAAAAUUAUUAAUGUUAGUACUGUGAAGUUGGUAAUUUCCUUGAAAUUUCUUAGUUGAAAGUACUCUGGAGUCGGAGAACUAUUAGUUGAGAGUUGCUUGUGACGCGUCUCACACAAUGAACUAAUUCGACUGAGUCUAGCGAUGUGUUUCACGUAAUGAACUAAUUCG
Messenger RNA from Fragaria vesca subsp. vesca, 1443 nucleotides. RefSeq lists its product as uncharacterized. The coding region runs from base 222 to 1016 and encodes 264 amino acids. The transcript has 7 exons. Lineage: Eukaryota; Viridiplantae; Streptophyta; Magnoliopsida; Rosales; Rosaceae. The record is from RefSeq and is a predicted model, not a curated record.